CAGACCGAGCUCGGAGCAUCAGUGAGCGGCGGAGAGGAGGAUGCGGGACGGCGGUGUGUGUGUAGCGGAUCUACCGGGCGUGUAAAAAGCGGGACGAUAUGAGUGUGACAUCUGAACUGAAUGCUUUUAUUGUCGGCAUUGUUGGAUGUUUUUUCUCACCGAGUGAAUCUGGACGUGGAUCUGCAAUGGAGCGUCGAUCCUGUGAGAGCUGCUGACCGUGUUAGUGUUUGUUUGUGAGCUAAUAUUACAGACAAUAAUGAAAGGAGAUUAGCCAUUAGACACAGACACAGUUCAGAAUUCAUCUUGGUAAUUAGUCGGCUUUUUCUAAGGGACUGUGGCUAUAUUCCUUUUAUGAUCAAAUCAGGUAGCAUUACUGAGUGUGUUAUUAAUGAUUUAAACAAAAUCAAUGGUUACACAAUUCGCUGGCAGACAGCAGGCUGAUUAAAGGCCUGUUUUGAUUGUCAUUAUAUAAAUUGUCCUUUUGUUGCUUAAAACGAGAGAGGCAGUCAUGUCAAAAAAUAAGAGCAGCGAGUCAGUGAAGGUGGUAGUUCGAUGCCGGCCCUUAAACCGGAAAGAGGAGUCCAUUGGGCCUGCAGGGUGCAUUGUGCAGAUGGACAUCCGGCUCGGACAGGUGAUCCUCAGAAACCCUCGAUCCACAGCCAGCGAGCCGCAGAAAACAUUCACAUUCGAUGCAGUUUAUGACGCAAACUCCAAACAGCGAGAUCUGUACGACGAAAGUGUGAGACCUCUGAUAGAUUCGGUUCUCGCAGGGUUCAAUGGCACCAUAUUUGCCUAUGGACAAACCGGGACUGGCAAGACGUACACCAUGCAGGGGGCAUGGAUGGACCCGGAGAAACGUGGCGUGAUCCCCAACGCUUUUGACCACAUCUUCACACACAUCUCCCGCUCACAGUCUGAUAGGCAGUACCUGGUGCGGGCGUCCUACCUCGAGAUCUACUUGGAGGAGGUCCGGGAUCUCCUGGAUCCCAACCACGGGAACGCCAGAGCGCUGGAGCUCCGGGAGAAUCCGGACUCUGGGGUGUACGUUCGUGACCUCACAUCGUGUGUCUGCAAGAGCAUCAAGGAGAUCGAGGAGGUGAUGAACGUGGGCAACCAGGCCAGGGCGGUUGGGGCGACGGACAUGAACGAACACUCUUCACGGUCCCACGCUCUGUUUAUGAUUACAGUAGAGUGCAGCCAGCCUGGACCAGAUGGGAGGAAGCACAUCCGGGUGGGACGCCUUAACCUGGUGGAUCUUGCCGGAAGUGAGCGUCAAGCAAAGACAGGAGUCCAGGGUGAGCGCCUAAAGGAGGCCGCCAAGAUCAACUUGUCUUUGUCGGCGCUGGGGAACGUGAUCUCAGCGCUGGCCGACGGACGCAGCAGCCACGUCCCGUACCGAGACUCCAAGCUGACCCGGCUUUUACAGGACUCUUUGGGCGGGAACGCAAAAACUAUCAUGGUUGCCACCUUGGGCCCAUCCCCGCAGCACUACGACGAGACCCUCACCACCUUACGCUAUGCCAACCGGGCCAAGAACAUCCAGAACCAGCCCAGAGUCAACGAGGAUCCAAAGGACGCUCUACUACGAGAGUUUCAGAUGGAGAUCGCUCGCCUGCGGGCUCAGCUCCACCACAGGAAGUGGAGGAGCAAACAGAAGAAGGAGCAGGUGGAUGGAGAGGACUGGGAAGGAGAUGGGGAUGAGGAGACGGAUGGCGAGGAGAAGGCGGUGGAGGAGUACGUGAAGCUGGAGGAACAAAGGCUGGAGAGGGAGAAACAGGACAUUAGAGAAGAUCAGUUCAUGUUGGCUGAGGAGAAGCAUAGGCUCCUGGGAGAGAAGAGGAUGAUGGGAGAUCUGAGGAAGGAGCAGGAGGCCACAGAGCAACUGACCGCCAAGUACAAGGCGAUGGAGAGCAAGCUGCUGGUCGGGGGGAAGAAUAUCAUCGAUCACACCAACGAGCAGCAGAAGAUGCUGGAGAUGAAGAGGCACGAGAUUGCUGAGCAGUCGAGCAGCGAGAGGGAGAUCCAGCAGCAGAUGUUGGUGCAGGACGAGGAGACGGUGGAGCUCAGAGAGACGUUCACCUCCCUGCAGCAGGAGGUGGAGGCCAAGACCAAGAAGCUCAAGAAGCUGUAUGCCAAGCUCCAGUGCAUUAAAGCGGAGAUCCAGGACGUGAACGACGAGCACGUGAGGAGCCGGCAGGAGCUGGAGCAGACCCAGAACGAGCUCACCAGAGAGCUCAAGUUCAAGUAUCUGAUCAUCGAGAACUUCAUCCCGCCGGAGGAGAAGAAUAAGAUCAUGAGCCGACUGACCUUCGACACUGAGGAGGACCAGUGGAAGUUUCAGCCUCUGGUUCCUGCAGAAAGUAAAUCCUCGCAGAUGAAGAAGAGGCCGGCUUCUGCGGUCGGAUACAAGCGACCAAUCAGCCAGUACGCCAGGGUUGCCAUAGCGAUGGGACCUCACUCCAGAUACAGGGCUGAGAACAUCAUGUUUCUGGAGCUGGACAUGACUCCUCCAAACACCGCCUCGCUGGACCGAUCCACAGAGUCGGAUCGGAACCAAAGCCCCUCGGUGGACGGCUCGCCCACCAAGGACAGCGGCGUCCGCAAGUCUCGCUCCUGGUGCCAGACUCCAAAAUCCCUCACUUCCUCUUCUUCUAAUGCCUCCUUGGCGGCGUGUCACACUGCCACACCGAUGACGGCGCAGUAAAGCUUUAGCGGAGAGGAUCUUUUUUAUUGUUAUUUAUUUAAUUCCUUCACUUCUUCUUCCUUAUUUUCCUCUUUAAAAUGUUGGCCAGUGAUCCUCUCAAAGACUUCUGGGACACACCUGAGGGGCGAUACACUGAAUUACAUGUAAAGAUACGUUAAAAAGGAGGUGAUAAACUACGGGACGAGAAACGAAAUGACCGAAUGACCUUCAGAAAGUCUUUGAAACAUCACUUCCUGCUGUUCUACGGAUGUAAAGACACACCAAAACAUCUCUUCCUUUGCAUGUUUGAGCCUCGGAUCAUCCUUUAAAACAGCUCAGAGUGUGUGUGUGUGUGUGUGUGUGUGUGUGUGUGUGUGUGUGUGUGUGUGUGUGUGUGUGUGUGUGUGUGUGUGUGUGUGUGUGUGUGUGUGUGUGUGUGUGUGUGUGUUAACUGUACUCUGAUCUGAGAGCUCCCAAACUGCUUGAAUCCCCUGUAAGAUAUCAGUGUAAAUAUUUCAUGUAUUCGGGGGGGGGUUUUCUGGGCAGGCUCGGGCUGCGUCUGUGUAAAAAUGGGGACAGUUGGAUCAAAAAUGGAAAAAGAAGAGUAGAAAAUAUUGAUGUAACGUGUGAUGUGUGUAUUUGUUGGUGAGAUGAGCUGUUGUGAUGACCGUUUCCACAGCUGUUGUCUGUCAUUAUUCCUGUGUGUGUCCUCUACUGUGUCUGAAUUUGAAAAGCAACGCCUUAAAAUAUUGAUUAAAAUUGAAGAAUCUGAAGCAUGUCACAUUUCUAAAAAAGAGUUUGCUUGGAUUUGUAUUCAUACUCACAUUUGUACCUCUUUUAGAUCAGUGUCCAAGCUAAAUGUAACAAGUCAUUUACCACAGCGACAUCACUAAGGUACUGACUGAGCGUGAAAUGUUAUUAUUGGUCAUGGAAACAGCAGUUUGAUAAAGUCGUAACUCAAUGGCAAGUUGUAUUUCGUUGGAGUUCAAUGAGUUUUAAUCAUGUAAUCAUCUGAUAUCAGUCGACUAAACGUGUAUGAUGAUAAUGAAGAUGGACAUAUUUAAACAUUGAUGUUGGGCCUCCAGUGCAGCAGGUAUUGAGUUUGUUAGAGCCCAGUCUGCAGGCGGGUGUGUACAGUUUAGUGUCACUGGGUUCUUUACUGGAGGUUAAGAGCAGCAGAUAGUGGGGGGGGGUAAGGCGGACUAAUUAUCACUGUUUUAUUCAUGCCACAGAUCCAGUGUCAGCUGAACCCCCUGAGAGCACAGAGCAGCCCUUUAGUAGCGUAUAUAAACAACAUUUAUUAUCAAUGAGCUGCUGAUUUGUCUUGUUUUUAAGCAUUUAUUUUACAGUAUGUUGUCCCACUUUUUGUGUGAGCCAAACGUGAAAAAUAUGAUUGAUAACAACUAAUACUGUCUCAGAAAUCUGCAGUGAUAUGGAGUAUGUUAAAGGUAUAAACAUUUACUAUGACUUGUUGUUGCAGUAAAUUCAGUAAAAGAUGUUUAUCACACAUUCCCAGAGCACAAUGUGACUUAUUUAGUUUGACGACGGGGCUCCAAAACCCAAAGAAUUUUAUAUAAAACAGAACAUCUUCACAUAUGAGAAGCUAGAGCCUGAACAUGUUUGACCUUUUGGCUUAAAAUAUUGUUUCAUAAGAGGGUUUUUUUAACACUUACUCUCCUUAUUUACAGUUAAACUGACCAAAUAUAAACACUAUUUGAGAAAGGAGGUUUAGAUUCUGUUCUCGAUGAAUUUUAAAUCUGUGUUAACCUACUUCCCUCCCUGUCUCAACCAUGUAUGGAUGCACACUGAGGAUUUUGUGUUUAGUCAUUGGUUACUGGGUACAUAACUGACCCUUAUGCUAGUUGAAAAAAAGAAAAGUGACUCAAAAUGCUCUGAGAUUCACCACAAAUUCAAGAGAUGUUGUUCAAUUAUUUGGAUUCAAGAAUGAUAAGGCCAUGUUUACAGGGAUUAAAGUGAUGCUAUUCAAUGCAGAAUGUGAUCAAAACAGCGCCUUUACAUGUAUAUCUACUGUGUGAUGUCUAUUUCCCCUGUGUAUAAUGCAACAGUCUGCCUCAACAUAUCCAUGAAAUACUAUCUAAAUUAUAGAGGAAGACAGGGAAACAAGGAUGAAUGUAAUUUGGUUGAAUAAUUAGGAAAACAAACAGCUGUUUUCCAGUCUGUGUUGCCUCAAAAAUGUGCUCAUCUAUAAAUAUUUUGCCACAUUAGUCUGUAAAGUCAUUCAUGUACAUUUCCUGUGUGUGUGUGUGUGUGUGUGUGUGUGUGUGUGUGUGUGUGUGUGUGUGUGUGUGUGUGUGUGUGUGUGUGUAUGGCUAUGGGGGAGGAUGUAUGCAGGGAUAUCCAAAUACAAUCAGGAAGUGACUGUGGAGGAGGUGGAUACGGAGCCUGUUUCCAUGGUAACCUGCCAGUGUAAAAUGUUGGGAUGGAUGGGGGGAGGGGGC
Eleginops maclovinus (Patagonian blennie) is the source of this 5142-nucleotide messenger RNA. Its product is annotated as kinesin-like protein KIF3C. Gene Ontology annotation, molecular function: microtubule motor activity; ATP binding; microtubule binding. The record is from RefSeq and is a predicted model, not a curated record. NCBI's taxonomy places the organism in Eukaryota, Metazoa, Chordata, Actinopteri, Perciformes, Eleginopidae. Gene Ontology annotation, biological process: spindle elongation; microtubule-based movement; mitotic spindle organization. Gene Ontology annotation, cellular component: microtubule associated complex.